UCUAGCUUGUUCAAUGGCGAGGGAAAUACAAUUAAUUCACGAUAUCCUUAAAAUAGCACAAGUAGCUGCCGAUCUGGAGGAUCGGGAUAAAGCUGAGGACCUGCCAUGGAAGGAAAAUGCCCGCCGCAAGGGACACGCACCCAUAAGGACCAUACCUAAGGCGUGUACGUUUACCGAUGAUACAUCUUUACGCGCUCUUCACGGCAUGACCUGGACGGCAUUUGGCAAAUUGCUCAAGCAACUGCGGGGCAGACUGGAUCGGAAAAACCCCACCCUCCUUCCUGCCGAGACGCGCCUACAAAUGGCAUUGAGAUACCUGACAACUGGCGACUCUUUCAGCACCCUUGCCGGCAUCUAUCGUGUGGGUAAGUCGUCCAUUAAAUAUAUUGUUGAAGAAGUCAUCAAGGCCAUAGUGAAGGAGCUAAAGGGAGUCUGCCUGCAGACACCUCAAACUGAGGAGGAAUGGCUGGACGUAGCCAAGCAAUUUGAGGAGCUGUGGAACUUUCCCCACUGCCUGGGAUCUCUAGAUGGCCACCACAUUGCCUUCCGCUCGAAAACGGUCAAGGAUGACAGCUACACCAAUUACAGGCAGUUCCAAAGCAUUAUUAUGCUGGCUCUGGUCGAUGCCCAUCACAGAUUUCUGUACGUUGAUGCCAGCAGUCCAGGCGGAGCAACGGACGCCUUCACCGAGAGCACACUGUACAAUGGUUUGGAGAGCAACCUGCUGAACAUACCACAUGAAAAGCCACUCCUAGGCUUGAAUGAGGAACUGCCCCACGUGGUUCUGGCCGACAAGGGUUUCGAGCUACAGCCCUGGCUGAUGAAGCAGCAUGAGAUUCCCUCGACAAUUGAAAAAAAGAUCUUCAACUACCGCCUGAACCGAGCCCAUCGCGUGGUCGUCAACGCUCUGGGCAUUAUGUCCAGCAGCUUCCGAGCCCUGCAAACCGAAAUCAAGCUGGAGGCGUCCAUGGUGGAGAAGCUGGUGAUUGCCACGAGUAUUCUACACAACUUUCUCGUGCGCGAGGAGCCGGAGUAUCUAAAAGGACUGGAGAAGGAAGACACUGACUUGGUGACCCUGAUACCGGGCGAGUGGCGCAAGAAUUCCCUUUUCAUGGAGCUGGCCCCCCAUGGAGCCCCCAUACAGUUGGAUGGAAGCGAGAACGUGGCCUGCUCAAUCCGUGAUGGAUUCACAAUGUAUGUGAAUGCGUCGGGAGCCGUGCCCUGGCAAAUGGACGCAGUCAACCCCAUGUAGAAUAUUAUACGAGUAAAUAUAAAAAUUAAAUUUAAA
Molecule: messenger RNA, 1288 nt
Organism: Drosophila persimilis
Lineage: Eukaryota; Metazoa; Arthropoda; Insecta; Diptera; Drosophilidae
Product: putative nuclease HARBI1
Exons: 2
Coding region: 14-1252 (412 amino acids)
Source: RefSeq, a predicted model, not a curated record